GGGAGAGCGGAUAAUACCGGGAACGCGGGGUCCGGGGGAGAGCGGAUAAUACACCGGGAACGCGGGGUCCGGGGGAGAGCGGAUAAUACCGGGAACGCGGGGUCCGGGGGAGAGCGGAUAAUACCGGGAACGCGGGGUCCGGGGGGAGAGCGGAUCACACCGGGAACGCGGGGUCCGGGGGAGAGCGGAUCACACCGGGAACGCGGGGUCCGGGGGAGAGCGGAUAACACCGGGAACGCGGGGUCCGGGGGAGAGCGGAUAACACCGGGAACGCGGGGUCCGGGGGAGAGCGGAUAACACCGGGAACGCGGGGUCCGGGGGAGAGCGGAUAACACCGGGAACGCGGGGUCCGGGGCAGAGCGGAUAAUACCGGGAACGCGGGGUCCGGGGCAGAGCGGAUAAUACCGGGAAACGCGGGGUCCGGGGAGAGCGGAUAAGUGAAUGCGGGGUCCGGGAGAGCGGAUAUAGUGAAAUGCGGGGUCCGGGGAGAGCGGAUAUAGUGAAUGCGGGGUCCGGGGAGAGCGGAUAUAGUGAAUGCGGGGCCCGGGGAGAGCGGAUAUAGUGAAUGCGGGGUCCGGGGAGAGCGAUAUAGUGAAUGCGGGGUCCGGGGAGAGCGGAUAUAGUCAAUGCGGGGUCCGGGGAGAGCGGAUAUAGUCAAUGCGGGGUCCGGGGAGA
This is a messenger RNA of Staurois parvus, 675 nucleotides long. NCBI's taxonomy places the organism in Eukaryota, Metazoa, Chordata, Amphibia, Anura, Ranidae. The record is from the annotation of a GenBank genome assembly.